AUGUUCGCUUCCGCCGUCCGCCUCUCCGCCGCUCUUGCGCGCCCCACUGCUGGCGCCGCCGCCGUUGCUUCCACCGCUACCACUGCUGGUCUCAAGACCUCGGCCGUCACUGCCCUCAAGGCCACCACCACCAUGCGCAACCUUGACGGCCGCCUCUGGUCCAAGAACCGCCUCCAGGUGCUUCUCGACGCCUCGGCGCCCAUGCCCGCUGCUCGCGAGCCCAACUGGGUCAACCGCGCGGCUCGCAACCGCGACGCCAAGGACCUUGCCGGCUGCUAA
Messenger RNA from Kalmanozyma brasiliensis GHG001, 279 nucleotides. RefSeq lists its product as uncharacterized. NCBI's taxonomy places the organism in Eukaryota, Fungi, Basidiomycota, Ustilaginomycetes, Ustilaginales. The coding region runs from base 1 to 279 and encodes 92 amino acids. The record is from RefSeq and is a predicted model, not a curated record. The transcript has a single exon.